Spinacia oleracea (spinach) is the source of this 375-nucleotide messenger RNA. RefSeq lists its product as uncharacterized. The record is from RefSeq and is a predicted model, not a curated record. The coding region runs from base 1 to 375 and encodes 124 amino acids. The transcript is spliced from 4 exons. Lineage: Eukaryota; Viridiplantae; Streptophyta; Magnoliopsida; Caryophyllales; Amaranthaceae.
AUGUCCCAAAAUUUUACUCCCAUACACACUAUUAAUCCGUCCAUAGAAAACCUAACGAUACAAGCAAGGGUUAUCCGACUAUGGACAGUUCCUGCCUUCAAUAAUCCGAGUGAAAGAUAUACUAUUGAAAUGGUUUUACUAGAUGCAGAGGAAAAAAAAUGGAGUUGCACUUUGUGGAAUCAAUAUGUUGAUCAAUUGACAGAAUACUUAUCUAAUCAUCCAAAUUGUCAAGUUGUUGUUGCCAUCCAGUAUGCAAAAAUCAAGACUUUUCAUGGUGUUGUUGGAAUAUCGAGUUCCCUAUUUGUGAUUAGACUCCAUAUAAAUACUGAUAUUGCAGAGAUAAAUGACUUUAAAGAGAGGUUUGCAACUGUGUGA